UGUAUAAUAUUUUUUUACUUUUGACUUAUAAUAUAUAAAAUCCUACAUAAUGAUAGCAUAGUCAGUUUUUCUUGGACCUUUUUUCUGGCAAUACAUAUUCAUUUGGUUAUUACUUAACUAUAAUAUUACUUAGCUAUUUUACAGCAUGUCUAUUUGUUAUUAAUUACUGCUUCUUUCUUCUUAUUAUAAACUGUAUAUAGAUCGUAUCUGCGAAAUGCUUUGUAUAAGCCUGCUCAGAUCUAUCUAAACUUUAGUUAUUGAAAAGUUUUGUUUAUUAAGCUUAUUAUAUACUCUUAAUUGUACAUUUUGGUCCUAAAUACACACAAAAAAAACGCCAGUUCUCGUCUGAUCACUGAAGUUAAGCAACAUUGGGCACGGUCAGUAAUUAGAUGAGUGAUCGCUUGGGAACAUCGUAUACUGUUGGCAUAUUUUUUUCUUUUAAUUUUUCGAAUAUCCUUUAUUAUAGUUAUAAAUUUAUUUAGCGCACACAGCUAAAAAAAUUGUGUAGUUGCAAACUAUACUGUUUAAAUGACUAUAUAGAUAGUUAAAAAAGUAAUAGUGGAAACAUCAGCUUCUUUUCUUUUUUAAAAUAUCUUGAUAGUAUUUUAGAAUCACUUUAUUAUUAUUUGACUUACAUUAACAAUAAAAAGUUUGUAGCACGUGCAAUAUGUGUAAAACAGUCUUUUGGUAUAUCGAGAAGUCUUACAAACGUCAACGGUCAUACCACGUUGAAAACACCAGUCCCGCUGGAGACGCGCUAGAGUACACUAGGCACACGUAACCCUACCAGUGUCAGCAGGACAAAAACAUACAGGACAAUAAAUAAAACGUUUAGACACCAACAAAUCCACCGUGGAGGAAAAUAAGGAUACAAUCCUGAUUUGCAAUGAGAACGCGAUAAGUCAUGCUGCGAGUUCAGCAGAAAUAAUACAAGACGAUAGCGAGAACAUAACCUCGAAAUCAAACAGAAGUGAGCCAGAAUUAAAUAAAAAAGGGACACAAUUAUUGUGGUCAGAUUGGGAGAUAAGGAAAGCUCUGGGCAACCAGGACGAUAAACCGCUGAAAAGACUAAUAAAUAAAACGGUGAAAAGAAACCUAAGCUUACCAAGACCCAAAAUGACCAAAGACAAUAUCAAAAAUAAGAAGAAGAAGUCAGAAAGGACGGAACAAAACAAGGAAAACAUAAACCCAACGCAGGAUAUAAUCUCAAUCAAGAUAUUAAGAGAAGAAAACCAAGAGCAGAAGAAAAAAAUAGCUGAACUAGAAGAACUUAUCAAACAAUUAAGAACAGCAAUCAACGAUAUGGAUAGUUUUAGGAAACAAACACAGAUUAGCAAUAUAACACUUUCUCAAGACCACAAUAGAUCCAACACACUACAGGAAGUAGGAGACAAUGAGGAAAUGGAAACGGAGGACUCAGGAGUCAGGGAAAUAGAAAAGAGCUACAGGAUCGACGAAGAAAAGCCCAAGGACUGGAACGAGAUAGCAGAACAAGAACAAUACAAGGAAAGUGAGAAUAAUGUAACCAUGAGUCAAGACUACAGAAAACAAAAACAGAGUGUAAACAACAAAAAGCUUCAACCACCCCCAAUUAAUAUCUUUGAUCAAGAUCCCACGAUGCUAACAAAACUCCUGAAGGAAGAAAUCAAUUAAACAAACUUCAGCAUCAAAAGACUAGGAGAAAAAAAGAUAACAUUGAAGGUAAAUACAAUGACACAACAUAAGAAAAUAAUUAAAAUUUUACAAGAAAGGAAUAAAAAUUUUUAUUCGUAUACAAGAAAAGAUGAGAAAAUACAGUCAUGGUCUCUCAAAGGAAUUAGCCCCUCUUACAACGAAGAAGAAAUACUUGAAGAACUAAACAGUCAAGAAAUAAAGGAUAUAUCAAUACAAAGGUUUGCAGAUUCACAACGAGAGCAGCAGAAAAAAGGAACCAGGUGCUGCCCAUAUUCAUGGUGCAGUUGACAACUGAGAGUAACCCGAGAGGCCUACUAGGAAUCAGGAUAAUAGCUCACCAUGUAGUCACCUGGGAAAAAUUAAAGAAGAAGGAGAUAAUUCAAUGUAAACGUUGCCAAAGUUUAAAGAGCAGCCGGUCGAGCCACACAGUAUCAAAAGCUUUUUCUAGAUCAACUAGGCAUGCUCCUAAGCAUUUUUUAUUAUUUAGAUUCCAGUUUAUGUCUAAGACUAUUUUAUUUAUCGCAUGUGUCGUUGAAUGGCUCUGUCUGAAACCAUAUUGGCUCUCAGGGAUGAUCUCUAACUCUUUACAUUUCUUCGUAAGUAAGUCAUUGAUUAUUUUUUCAUAGAUUUUACCUAUAUUUGAUAGUAAACUAAUCGGUCUGUAGCUAGUAGGAUUGGAGUGAUCUUUGCCUUUUUUUUAGUAUUGGGAUGACUUUAGCUUUUUUCCAUUUAUUUGGAAAGUAUCCUAUAUUUAUCAUGUUGUUAAAUAUUAUUGUGUAUUGAUACGUUAUUAUUUUAGGGAGAUUUUUCAGUGCUAUAUUCGGAAUUCCAUCGUCACCUACCGACCUUUUAUUAUUUACUUUUUUUAAUUUAGUAUUUACUGCUUCAUGUGAUGCAAAUAUAUUUAUCCUGCUGUCUUUGGCCGAGGGAUUACUAGCUCUGUUGGCGUCGUUGAAUGUGCACAGCGGAAUUUCGUUCUCUAAUUGCGAUGAAUAGUCUGAUUUCAUUUCAUGAACUUUUCCUUCAACGUAAUCAUUGAAUCUUGGAUUACCUAGCUUAUCGUUUUGUGAAUUUACUUUUGCAAAAUGUACUGCUAUUAGAUUCAAUUUUUGUUUCUCUUCUGUUAUUAUAAGGUUUCCUGUGCUAUCAGAAUUUAAAGUGGUCUUGUCGAUUUUAGCUUUAUUCAGUAAAUCUUGGUUGUUAUUAUUUAUUUUGAAUGCAGGUAACUUUGGAGGUUCUUUUUUUCUAAAUAAUUUAUUGAUUUCAGAAAACAUUGUUCUUGGAUUUUUGUGACUAAUUUUUUUUACUCUGUUUUCCCAGUAGCUACUGACCGAUCUAGUAAAUUCGAUUUUUUUUUUAAUAUUUAACUCUUUGCUUCUUUGUUUCAGUUGUUGUAGUUCAUUACUAUUUUUAUUCGGAUUUCUGUUCAUUCUAUGUAUUUUGGUAAGUAUUUUUCUGUUUUCUUUUCUAAGUUUUUUUAUAUUUUCAUUAAUAUAAGUUGAUAAAUAAUCUGUUGAAUUUCUUUCUUUUAUUUUAGAUAUCGCUGCAUCCAUUGCCUGUGAAAUUUGGUUAGAGAGGAUGUCUAGAUAAUUAUCAAUCAUAUUUCUACUCAAGUUACAGUUGGAUAGUAUGUUUUCUUUCCAGUUCUUUAUUAAUUUAUUUUGAUAUUUUUUCCAAUCUGCUUUAUCAAAGUUAUAUUUAUGUUUAUUCCUCUUUUCUUCUAGUAGGAAACUUUGGUCAUCUAACUUUACUUCAAAAAUUAAUGCUUCGUGGUCGCUUUCACAGGAAAUAGUACGCAGUUCACCCUCGAUAAGAUCAAUUAUCUUAAUUCUAGUAUCUAUCAGCGUUAGGUCGAAAUAUGUUCCCUUGCUUGGGAAAGACGGAUAUUUUGAGUUAUAAUGUUGUAAUUUAUAUUCAAUGUCAUUCUCUCCAAUCCAAUUGUGCAAUGCAUUAUCUCUAUCGUUAUUGUUUUCGUUUUUCCAUGAUGUGUGUCUUGCAUUAAAGUCGCCUGCUAAAAUAUAAUAAUUAUUAAGCUCAUUGAGUUUGAGUUCUUUGAAUAUAUUAUUUAAUUCGGGUAUAAAAUGCUUGUUAUUGCCUCGGAUUGAGUAUAUUGCUGCUAUAAAUAAUUUAUAAUUGUUGCUUAAGUUAAUUCGUACUAUCGUUUUUUCUAUUGCCUUACUUGAAUUGGUUAGAUUGACCUUGUCAUACUUGAUGUUAUUACGUAUUAAUAGCGCUGUACCUCCCGCUCUAUUUUGACUUAUUCUAUUGUUAAAUAUGCAGUUGUAAUUCUUGUAAAAUACUCUGUGAUUAUCAUUAAGUUUCGUUUCGCUCAGUAGGACUAAGUCAAGUUUGUAUUUAUCUAAUAAAAGUCUUAAUUCCUCCCUUUUAUAGUUACUGACUAGUGAGUUCACAUUGAGUGAGACUAUUUUUAAUUUAUCUAUUCUUAUGUUAUGUGUAUGUUCUGCCAUUUUUAUUUACUAUGAAUUUAUUCGGGAAUUCAGUUUCUAAAAAGUUAACGAUUCUCUCAAUCUUAAUUAUUAAUUCGGGGAGUUGUGCAGUAACUUUCUCCAAAUUAUUUAAUUUAUUGAGUGUGAUUUCGUUUGUUUCUAUGAUUUUUAAAAUCUUCCUGUGUUGUUCGAAAGCUUGUUUUAAUUCUAUUUUGUUGUUCAUUAUAAUUCCUGUUUUCUAUUUGAUAGUUACUAUUUUUGGUAUCAAUAUCUUCAUUAUCAACUAACGUAUGUAAUUUAGAUACAUCUGCAUAUGAGAGAUUCUCAUUUACUGUACGAUAAUUCAAAUCUUUACUCGCUACAUUUGUAGUUACAGACUUAGUAGUUCUGCUUCUGAUUAGAUUGCUAAUUUCUUUAAUUUUAGGGCAGCCUCUGUAGGAUGCUGGGUAUCCAUAUUCGUUACAGUUUGCACAAAAUAUUUUAUCUUUGUCUGUAUUUGUUAAAGCACAAUUCCCUGGUUCAUGUUUGUUAUUACAUUUUACGCACCUACAUGGUAAAUUACAAUUAACUGCUGCGUGACCUAACCUUUGGCAUCUCUUACAUUGUAUUAUUUCCCUCUUCUUCAAUUUCUCCCAGGUGAUUAUUUGGUGAGCUAUCAUUUUGAUUCCUAGCAGGCUUCUCGCAUUGCUCUCUGCUGUUAACUGGACCAUGAAGAUUGGGAGCACUUGUUUCCUCUUUUCUGCUGCUCUCGUUGAGAAUCUGCUCACUUUCGUGAUUGUUACCUCGUCUGUUAUUUGGCUGCUUAAUUCUAAUAUUUCUUCUUCAUUGUAAGAAGGGCUGAUUCCUUUAAGAAACCAGGAUUGCAUUCUCUACUCUUUUCUUGUAUAUGAGUAGAAGUUCUUGUUUUUCUCUUGUAGCGCUUCUAUAAUUCUCUUGUGCUGGAUCGUUGUUUCCACUUUUAGUGCUAUUUUUCUUUCU
Messenger RNA from Odontomachus brunneus, 5099 nucleotides. RefSeq lists its product as uncharacterized. Lineage: Eukaryota; Metazoa; Arthropoda; Insecta; Hymenoptera; Formicidae. Bases 1117 to 1653 code for a protein of 178 amino acids. The record is from RefSeq and is a predicted model, not a curated record. The transcript has 2 exons.